GCGCUUUUCCAUUCACCAGAUCAUCAAACGUUUGCUGCUCGAUCGGACGCGCUUCAAAGUGAGAUAAACUAAAAUCGCGGGCCGUAUGUUAUUCCAUUCUAUUCCGCCGCAUAAGCCAUCUAAGGACAACACCGGAUGAUCGUGUGAAAAAUCGCAUCGGCUGAAGUGUAGUUAGCCGGUAAUCGAUGUGAUCAAAGGUGCAACGUCUCUUACUGAUUAAAUUGAACAUUCGUUGCUGCGCAUUUGUGAAAUAGUGGAACAAGUGAUCUUGAACAUAUCGUUUAGGGGCACGUCUCUAUGAUACGUAGAAAAGUGGUUUGCGCUUAAACUUACUUCGAAAAACUUGGAUUGCCGUUAGCUAAAAAAAUAUCCCAAGAUGAAGUCACUAUCGUUGGUUCUAACAACAUUGCUGAGUCUACUGUUGCUGACAGAGCUGACUCUGGCAUCGCCGGUGCUGCUCGACAAGUUGUUUGGGUUUGCCGCCUACCAACCGAGCAAUUCCGGUUACGGGUAUGGAGGUAACCAAUACGGGUACUACGGUGCAGGUGGAAGUGGUGCAGCCAGUACAACCCAUAACCGCAAACCGAAGGGUCGGUCGUACAAAGAAAUCUGCCGGGUAGUGAACCCUACACCAUAUGCUUUGCCCGGUAGAGUCCCAUUCCCUGCGGCUCCAUUUUGUCCAUACUAGUUGUUAAGAAUAUAGUGUGAAUAAAUAUUCAUCCGUGCGUUCCUUUCAAGCGUGAAAAUCGCUUUGAUAUUAGUCAUAAAAAGAUCAUAACUUUGAGUUGCAUUUUAGUAAUAAGAUUCAAAUAAAUUGGAAAAUUUGAAAACGUAUUGAUAAGAUUGGAAUAAAGGUGAAGAAUAUUCUAUGAAUAAGAGUAAA
This is a messenger RNA of Topomyia yanbarensis, 883 nucleotides long. RefSeq lists its product as uncharacterized. Bases 377 to 688 code for a protein of 103 amino acids. Lineage: Eukaryota; Metazoa; Arthropoda; Insecta; Diptera; Culicidae. The transcript has a single exon. The record is from RefSeq and is a predicted model, not a curated record.